AUGUCGGUCAAAACAGUGGGCUACAUUGGCCUCGGCAAUGCUGGCGCUUCCAUGGCCUCCAAUAUACCACGAGCGGGCUUUAGGCUAGUCGUGCGCGAUGCUGAUGCUGCACGGGAGCAGAAAUUUGCCGCGGAGAAUCCCAAUACGACAAUCGCGGAAAAGGGGCCAUCAGGCUUCAAGGACUGCGAUGUCGUUGUCACAAUGUUGCCGCAGGGUAAGGUUGUGCGGGAAGUAAUAUUAGGAGAGGAUGGCAUUGCUAAAGGACUCAAGCCUGGAACUAUAAUCGUCGAUACAUCUUCAUCAUCGCCAUUUGACACGCAAAGUCUUGGAAAAGAUUUGGAAGCCCAAGGCUUCCUACUAGUCGACUCGCCAGUCACACAGGCUCAUCUCCAUGACACAGAUACUGGCGACGCGACACUUAUGGUCGGAUCAGACUCUCAGGAAGCCAUUGACAAGGUCUUACCAGUUCUGCAAGCCAUGGCAAAAUAUGUAUUCCACAUGGGCAAGCUCGGAUCAGGGCAUGUGAUGAAAACCCUGAACAAUUAUACCAGUGCAGCCUCGAUCAUUGCGCUUUCUGACGCUCUGGUGACGGGGCAGAAGUUCGGCCUCGAUCCAGUCCAAAUGAUCGACGUGCUGAAUGUAGGCACCGGUCGCAAUUUCUCCACAUCGGACAGCUACGCCUCAGAUGCCUUGCCAAGACGAUAUGCAUCAGGUUUCCAGCUUGCUUUGUUAAUCAAGGACGUCGGUAUCUCUAAGGAGGUGUUCGAAAAACUGCAAUUUGACACCGACAUGCCCGAUCUGAUUUUGAGGUAUUUCAAGGAAGCGGCGGCGAUUGUGAAACCCGAUGCAGACCAUACCGAAUUACUGAAGAGCUGGGAGAAGCGAGCCGGGUUGGAAUUGAAGACUGGGACUCCUGAUGGAUCGACGGUGAGCGCGUUGAAAAAAUAG
This is a messenger RNA of Exophiala bonariae, 948 nucleotides long. RefSeq lists its product as uncharacterized. Gene Ontology annotation, molecular function: NADP binding; NAD binding; oxidoreductase activity, acting on the CH-OH group of donors, NAD or NADP as acceptor. Bases 1 to 948 code for a protein of 315 amino acids. The record is from RefSeq and is a predicted model, not a curated record. Lineage: Eukaryota; Fungi; Ascomycota; Eurotiomycetes; Chaetothyriales; Herpotrichiellaceae. The transcript is spliced from 2 exons.